Owenia fusiformis is the source of this 2722-nucleotide messenger RNA. Lineage: Eukaryota; Metazoa; Annelida; Polychaeta; Sabellida; Oweniidae. The record is from the annotation of a GenBank genome assembly.
UGAUGCGCGCGCAUCAUGUAGAAAAUACCAAACAAGAAACGUGCGAGCAGAUUUAAGAUACACCUCGAUUAAUCGCGAAUUUAUAGAGUAGAUAUGACUGGGAGGGCAAGGGGACGAGCAAGAGGGCGGGCCAGGGGGUCUGCUGCUGAACAAGCUCCAGUACGCAGGCCUGGAGAGUCAGAAGCACAGGCUGCCCAGCCACAAGCAGAAGCUCAACCAGCGGCUCCAGCCACCAGUGGGAGAGCAAGUUAUCGUGGUGGAGGUAAAGGGGAGCCCCGGCCUGGCAAUGGAGUGGCCCCACCUACACAGGAUUUUGCACAGAUGUCGAUAGGGACAGGGGAUGCGGCGCAAGCUCAGAGAAAACCACGCGUCAUAUACCAGGAGCCUAAAACUAGACCUGCUCAUGUUACAGAUAAGAAAGGUACAUCCGGAACAACAAUUCAAAUCAUGACAAACUAUUUCAAGCUAGUGUCAAAACCAAACUGGCAUUUGUACCAGUAUCACGUGGACUUCUCUCCACCAGUGGACCAUAAGUCAGUUCGAAAUGGAAUGUUGUACCAGCAUAAGGAGAUUAUAGGAGAUACAAAGGCCUUUGAUGGCAUGAUCCUCUUCCUGCCACACAAGUUAGCUGAGCAGCCUACAGUAUUGAUGUGUAAAUCCAAGAGGGAUGACACCGAUGUAAGGAUUACAAUUACAUUGAGGAAUGAACUACCUCCCACAUCACCAACAUGCAUCCAGAUGUACAAUGUCAUAUUCAGGAGGGUGCUGGAUAUGGUAGACAUGAAACAGAUUGGGCGACAUUACUACGCUCCCUCACAGAGUAUUGCUAUACCACGCCACAAACUUGAGGUGUGGCCAGGAUUCAUCACAAGUAUCCUGCAGUAUGAAAAUGAAGUAAUGCUGUGUGCUGAUAUAUCUCACAAGAUCUUAAGAAUGGACUGUGUGCUAGACAUCAUGUAUGAUCUGUACAAUCAGCGCAGAGGAGACUUCCAUGAUCGCUGCCAGAAAGAGCUAGUGGGACAAAUUGUACUGACACGGUACAACAAUAAGACCUACAGAGUGGACGACAUAGAUUGGGGCAGUAACCCAUUGAGCAAGUUUACAAACUCUAAAGGCGAGGAAAUGACAUACGUCCAGUAUUACAAAAACGCUUAUGACAAAGAUAUCAAAGAUAUGGAACAGCCUCUAUUGAUCCAUAGACCCAAGAAGUCGGAGGAGCGUCGCGGGAUCACAGGCCCACUGAACCUGCUUCCUGAGCUGUGUACACUAACUGGUCUCUCAGAUGAGGUCCGCGCUGAUUUCAAUGUGAUGAAGGACAUUGGAGUACAUACUAGGAUAGCCCCUGAUGGCAGACACACCACUUUGAAAACAUUCAUCAAUAAGAUGAAUAAUAAUGCUGAAGUUCAGAAAUACAUGGGAGGCUGGGACAUUGGAUUCAGCAGCGAUCUGCUCUCUAUGACGGCUAGAAUUGCCCCACCAGAGAAGAUUUUCAUGGCCCAACCACAAGGGUUUGCUUAUAAACCACAAGAUGCUGACUGGUCAAGGGAGAUGAGAGGAAAGCCCCUGAUAUCACCAGUUAACCUUAAUAGCUGGAUCCUGAUUUGCACUGAGAGGGACUCUCAGAGAGGGGAAGCCUUCCUUAAUGCCCUGCAGAGAGUAGCAGGCCCAAUGGGGAUAAGAGUCAACCAACCAGACAUAUAUGUCUUGGAGAAUGAUAAGAUCGAAACCUACUUAAGGACAAUCAAGGACAAACUUCAAGAUAAAACCCAGAUAGUUGUAACGAUCCUUCCAACAAACAAGAAAGAUCGCUAUGAUGCUAUAAAGAAAACAUGCUGCAUUGAACAUCCAGUGCCAUCACAGGUGAUUGUCUCCAAGACUCUUGCCAAGCAGCAGAUGUUGAUGAGUGUUGCUACAAAGAUUUGCAUCCAGUUGAACUGCAAGCUCGGAGGUGAAGUCUGGGCAGUGGAAAUCCCAUUGAAGAACGUGAUGGUUGUUGGGAUAGAUAGCUACCAUGAUUCUGGCUCAAAAGGAAGGUCUGUUGGUGCAGUGAUUGCCAGUCUUAACAAAACUUUGACACGCUAUCAAAGUCGUUGCACCUUCCAGCAUAAUCAUCAGGAAUUGAUGGAUGGACUGAGGAAAGCUAUGAUAGCCUCUCUGCAGAAGUACCAUGAGGUGAACGGCACCCUUCCAGAGAGGGUGAUCAUCUUCAGAGAUGGUGUUGGAGAUGGUCAACUUCCAGCUGUAGUAGAGCAUGAGAUUCCACAGCUGUUGGAGUCAUAUAAGUCACUUGGAGAAAACUACGCUCCAAAGACUGCAGUUGUGGUUGUGAAGAAGAGAAUCAACUCACGUUUCUUCGCCAAGGCUGGUGGAAGUCUACAGAACCCCCCACCUGGUACUAUUGUAGACUCUGACGUCACCAAACCAGAGUGGUAUGACUUCUUCUUGAUCAGUCAGUCAGUACGCCAAGGUACAGUGACCCCCACUCACUACAACAUUGUGUGGGAUAGCACUGGGCUCAAGCCAGAUCAUAUGCAGAGAUUGUCCUAUAAACUCUGCCACUUGUACUACAACUGGCCCGGCACUGUACGUGUACCAGCACCUUGUCAGUAUGCUCAUAAACUGGCAUUCCUCGUAGGACAGUCCCUCCAUAAGGACCCCUCUUUGGCCCUCUCCGAUAAACUCUACUACCUAUAAACAAACGACUGUGUAAAGACUGCUGCAA